Procambarus clarkii (red swamp crayfish) is the source of this 2625-nucleotide messenger RNA. RefSeq names its product transmembrane protein 151B. The record is from RefSeq and is a predicted model, not a curated record. NCBI's taxonomy places the organism in Eukaryota, Metazoa, Arthropoda, Malacostraca, Decapoda, Cambaridae.
GUCAGUGUCCGACUGGCUGUUGAAGGGGAAGGGUGUGUGUGCCGUCUCUCCGCGCUAUUCCGUGUAUAACUGUGCCAUAAUCUAACUGUCGAAACUAAUACAGAUGCAAACAUAUAUUAAUUAUAAAAAAUAAUGCUAGAAAAUAGGCAAGUGAUACUGUUAAGAACUCAUACCAAUGAUGAACACAUCACCCACGAACCCAGUGUGAAAGAAGUCCCAGAUGUGGAGGUAAGAGACAUUUAUGUAGACUAAGACUAGAACUUUGAGUCAACCUACCUCUUGCUCUUGUCGAAGUUGAGUCAUUCGUCUUGAACUUGGUAAGAAGGAUCCUCCCCUUUAAAGAACUCCCUGAGUCUCCUGACCUCUUGUGCCCACCACUCCAGUGACUGGCCAUGUCCAUAGGCACCAAAGGUGAACCAUUUUGAGGUUCUAUGAAGUUACAACAACAUUCUUCAGCUGGACUUGAAGGAGCGCCAGGAUGCUGGUUAGUGAGCUCCAUCACGCGUAGCUGUCACUCGAUGAGAUGAGAUCCUGGAGUUGAUGACUGGUAGAGGCAAACGUCGUCGGCAGCGUGUUCCCUUGAGGCCACGUGGUUGGAGACCUUGUGGCAGCAUCCGCGGGUGAGGAUCAGCGCCCAGAUGAGAUCUCACGAUGAGUCUCACUCCACUGGAUGAAGAUGCGUCGGAGGAGCAACGCCCAGAGCGACAGACGGUGUGUGGGACGCUGCGUCACGGAGCUAAUUGGAAGUGCUUCAUACUCACCUUACUCAUCGUCUCCUGCCUCGCCUCCAUCACCUGGUGCAGACUCACCCAGGUCCCGAAGGUGGUGGUGAACUUCGACACCUUCCCCAUCACCAGGACGCGCCUGCUGAGCCCUUGUGAGGACGGCUAUCUCUACAUCCCUGUGGCCUUCCUGGUCAUGCUCUACCUCGUCUACCUGGUCGAGUGCUUCCACUGUCCCACCAGGAUCCAGGUGACUCACACGACGCCAGCCUCACACGUGUCGUCCAUGAUCGAGGGGAUGAGGUCAGCCCAGCCCGUCAUCUGGUGGAAGGCCUUGUGCUACCACUACGCCCGCAGGUCCCGCCACAUUACCCGCUACCGCAACGGUGACGCCUACACCAGCACCCAGGUGUUCUACGAGAGAGUCAACUCCCACGCUGCGGGCACCUGCUUCCUCUUCUCUAACUGCGGGGUGAAGGAUAUCUCCAAGAAGCUCAUCAACCUCUCCAAGUAUUCCUACACCAAGAUCAGAGUGUCCAAGGGCUUUGCCUUCGCCAAUCUGGAGACGGCUAAUGAGUUUGAAGAGCAGAGAGCUCGCUUCUUCCAGGAGAACGAGCGCCGUGACGACUACAUGGAGAUGCGGGAGGGGCUGGACUUGACCAACGUCAACUUCCGGGAGUAUGUGAUCGCUCGGCGCGACACCAAGCGGCCACCUUGGUACAGCAGACACGGUGUCUUCUGGCUCGCUUCCCUCCUCAUGCUCUCCUGGCCUCUGCGGCUCCUCAUCGAGUACAACACUGCCUACGUUCACUACCAGGUAACGAAGCUGUUCGGUGUGAACUAUACCACGCCGGUGAGCGGUGGUCGGGCGUCGCGCGGCUCAGCCACCACUGACAGCCACGACCUGGAGCUGACCAUCGCCAACAAUUGCACCCUCAUCCCGUCGUACAGCGAGGCGCUACUCAUGGAGGUCGGAGCGAUGGCCGCCGCCGUCCUCACUCCGGCUAUCGAUGCCAAUGGCAACAUCCAGAAUGGCGGGGAAAGUCUACCGGCGGCGGCGUCGUCGGCGAGCGUCGGGUCGGAACUGGCGCCAGGGUCCUCGACGGGUGCAGCAGCAUCCAGAACCUCGCUACACAACGGCUACAUCCUCUACCACCCUUCCCCGCUCGAACCCUGCGUUCCCGCCGACCCCUUCCAGGGUCGCCGACGGACCACCCCGACAGAGGCUCCACCGACAUACGACGACGCAUUGAGGGUGUCGGCGCCGCUGCUGGGGACGAUGUCGCCGUCGCCGAUGCGAAGGUCGCACACGGAGCGGGACAUCCCCUCCACCCCUCGCCUGGCGCUCCCCAGACACUCCUACCACUAUGAUCUUGAAACGCAGCUAUGACCGCCGCUUGUGGCUGGCGCCCGACGUCUUUCCUGCCCCACCUGGUCGUGCAGGGUCAAGCCGGCUACCCACACCCACUUCCACACCCACACCCACAUCCACACUCACGUGUACCCACACUCUUGUAAUCACUUGGAAAGCUCGGUUGUUUAACGCCAAAAUCAUACGCAACAGUAUAGAAAAUUUGUAUUUAUAAAUAUGGUUUAUUCUACUGAAAGCUACAUUUAUGCAUGUAUUCAUUCACGCAUACGCGAUACGCACAUUAACCAGCAUGCAUAUACCUGCACAUAUGCUUGCAUGCACAUAUGUAUGCAUACGGACAUAGGUCGGAAAGUUAAAAUUGCGGCCGUUUGAUGACUUCAGUAUCGAUGACAUUUGCAUUACAUUAUAUCAUAUACUAACACACACACCCACAAAAAUUAGUUGAUUGACAGUUGAGAGGCGGGCCCAAAGAGCCAGAGCUCAACUCCCGCAAGCACAAGUAGGUGAGUACACACACACACACACACACAC